CAACAAAAUCAACCCAGACCUUACAAGUUACAACCACGUUCUUCUCUCGUUUACUUCUCUUCCGUUGACCUCAUUGACAAACACAAUGUCCACCGUCACAGAAGCGCUGCCGGAGAUCCUAAUCCCGUCGCUUCCAAACGACGUCGCUUUGCAAUGCCUGGCUCGCGUCCCAAGACGGUAUCACCGUGUUCUCGCGGCGGUGUCGAAGCCCAUCAGAUCCGUCCUCUCCUCCCCCCACUUCUUCGCCGUCCGAUCAUCCCUAAACUGCACCGAACUCCUGCCUUAUCUCAGAAUCCGAAGCCGAUACUGCCACACCGUGGGUUGGUUCACGGUCUUUGGAAGAAGACCCGACGACGGCAAGAACGAUAUCAUCGUCGCCCCGGUCCCAGGAGAUCCCAACGACCGGCUAGAUUGGUCCAAUUACGCCGCCGUGGGCCCCAAGAUUUACGUCGUGGGCGGCAUAUCAGGCGACUGCUAUUCAACCGAGUUGUGGAUUUUCGACUGCCGCUUCCACACGUGGGAGCGCGGUCCAAGCAUGCCAACGGUCCAAAGGUGCGCCGCAAAGACCGUAGUUUUGGACGGCAAGAUUUACGCGAUCGGAUGUUGGACGGAGGAGAACUCAUGGGUCAACGUGUUCGACACGGUGGAUGGGCGGUGGGAGGCCCUUCCAAGCCCCAAGCUUAGGGUGUACGGAAAAGAGGUUGAUGGUUGCGCCAUUAGGGGUGGUAAGGUUUGCGUCUGGUCGGAGUUUGAAGAGCUGAAGUUCGACCCCGCGACGAAGACGUGGGAGGUGUUUCGGAGUGGUGUUGGAUCGGGAUUGCGUUGGACUACGCAGAUUUGCGAGGUGAAUGGGAUGUUGUAUUGCACUGAAAACUAUAAGGGGAUGAUUAAAGGCUUCGAUGAGAGAAAUGGGGUGUGGAAAGAGGUCAAGAUUGUGGACAAUACUGGGUUGUUGCCGAAUCACUUGUGGAAGCCUUGGAUGGUCAAUGUGGGAGGGAGGUUGGUAAUUAUGGGGUGGAAAGAAUUACAGGAUCAAAUUGUGAAUCCAGAAUUGGAUGAUAAGGUGGGAGUAUGGUGUGCGGAAAUUGAAGUGGAGAAGGACGGGGACGGCGAUUUCCGCGGAGAAGUUCAGUGGUCGGAGAUGGUUUCUUCGAUGCGCACGUGGUUGGCUGAUAGAGCGCCCUUGUUCUAUGCUUGUGUUCCAGUUUCUUAUUGAGGACAAGUCACCAAUUGUGUAUGUUAUAAUUUCUUCAGAGUUGGAUUUUUUUUUUUUUUUUGUUCCGUUGGAUAAUCUUGCUUUCUUUUGUCUAUUCAAUAGUUUUCCUAAAGUUGGUUUGUGAUGUUUUUGUAUAAUUGUGAAUGUUGUAAAAGAAAUAAGGUUUUUUUCUUUUUUUGUGGCUGUAAAGUGUUUUAUCGGCAUUCUUCCUGGCUCUAAGGAGGAUUUGGAAUAGUAAUAAAGAAUUAAAGACUCUGUUGAGGAGGCCUUAAGAAGUGGCUCACUCACCAGUUACCA
Morus notabilis is the source of this 1513-nucleotide messenger RNA. RefSeq names its product F-box/kelch-repeat protein SKIP6. The record is from RefSeq and is a predicted model, not a curated record. Gene Ontology annotation, molecular function: protein binding. NCBI's taxonomy places the organism in Eukaryota, Viridiplantae, Streptophyta, Magnoliopsida, Rosales, Moraceae. The coding region runs from base 86 to 1216 and encodes 376 amino acids. The transcript has a single exon.